AUGCGAUCCUCCUACAAGCGACCCAAGCUCAACGAGCCCGAGCCCAUCCACCCGGCUGAGCCUCCGAUGCCGCUGCAGCCUCGCCGCCUCACCCAAGACCAAGAGCUCACCGUCAUCGUCUCUGCGCUUCGCAACGUCGUCGCUGGCACCGCCACAGCGGCCUCCAUGGACUUCAAUUCCCUCCUCCCCCCACUACAAUGUGCCUCCACUUCAUACGCGGGCGCAACUGGCAGUAGCUGCUACGGCGACGCCCUAUUGACACAGUCCGAUUUGGACACCUGCAACGUGUGCAAAAUCAAGGGCUGUCUUGGGUGCAAUUUUUUCCCGCCACCAGCACAGGAGGAAAAGGGAAACAAUAACAAAAAGGGGCCCAAGAAGAGGGUGAAGAAGAACUACAGGGGAGUGAGACAGAGGCCUUGGGGUAAAUGGGCUGCGGAGAUUCGAGACCCGAGGCGGGCGACUCGGGUCUGGCUCGGCACAUUCACAACGGCGGAGGAGGCGGCCCGGGCCUACGACAAGGCAGCGAUCGAGUUCCGCGGACCCAGAGCAAAGCUCAAUUUUCCAUUUCCCGACACCACAUUGUUGACCCAGGAAACCAAUUCAGCACAGCCCGCACAGCCCCAGCAGGUAGUUACAGAGCAAGUGACAAGCAGCGAGUUUUCUCGGGAAAUUGAAAUGACGGAAAUUGGGAAGGGAAAGGGAAAGGAAAAGGAAUUCUGGGAAAUGAUUGGAGAAGACGAAAUCCAACAGUGGAUGAGGAUGAUGGAUUUUGCCACUGAUAAUUCCUCGGAUUCUGGAAAUGCUCAAAGCGCUUGA
Molecule: messenger RNA, 816 nt
Organism: Prunus armeniaca (apricot)
Lineage: Eukaryota; Viridiplantae; Streptophyta; Magnoliopsida; Rosales; Rosaceae
Source: the annotation of a GenBank genome assembly